CGGGCGGGGCGGGGCGGGAGCGGGCCAGGCCCGAGCUGCUGCGCCAAGGGGCCCUCUGGCUGGUCGUCGGGGCUCGGCGCGGGCCUGGCCAUGUCCGACUACCGGAUCUCGGUGGAGGAGCUGAACGACCUUCUGGCUAAUGGGAGCGGCUGCUACAGCCUCCCCAGCGCGCACAGCAACGAGGUGGUGCCGCGCAUCCACGUGGGGAACGCGUUCAUAGCCAAGAACAUUAUGAGGCUGCAGCGUCUGGGGAUAACCCAUGUUCUGAAUGCAGCAGAGGGGAAGUCAUUCAUGCAUGUGAACACUAAUGCAGAGUUCUAUGAAGGCACAGGCAUCAGAUACCAUGGCAUUAAAGCUAAUGAUACACAAGAAUUUAACCUCAGUCGCUAUUUUGAGGAGGCAGCUGAUUUUAUUGAGAAAGCACUUUCCCAGAAGGAUGGACAAGUGUUUGUGCAUUGCCGUGAGGGCUACAGCCGUUCUCCUACACUGGUCAUCGCCUACCUCAUGCUUCGCCAGAAUAUGGAUGUCAAGUCUGCAUUGAGCACUGUCCGGCAGAAGCGAGAGAUUGGCCCCAAUGAUGGCUUUCUAAGGCAGCUUUGCCAGCUCAAUGAGCAAUUAGUGAAGGAGGGCAAACUGAAGCCUUAGAACAGAGCACCGUAGUAUUUUUUGAAGUUUCUCAAACCGUCAGAGGACAUCUUAGGUGCUUUAGAUUCCCAAACCCCAACUACCAAGCUAAAUCACAUAAUAUGAGGGAGACAGAAUUCCUGCUCUUGUCUAAGGAAAGCAUCUAUCUUUCUCGAACUCUGGGUCUGUCUUUCAAGAUGGCACAAAAUUGUGUCACUGUUUGGAGCUGUUGCAAUAAAGAGGUGUUUUUAGAGGGUAACUCCAGCGAUAACAGCUGUCUUCACAUGUAUUUCAGAGCCCCCUGCAGGCUCUGUAGCAUAUGUGGUUUGCAUUGACGUUGAGCGUGAUUCAUUCAAGCCUUUUCUUGUAUCCCACCAGAGCACCAUUUUCUGAGAGCCCCAACACAUCUCUGCGCUCACUCUUAAUUGAAGUACUGUAUUUUCUAAAGCUUCUUUUUUGUGCACACAGGUGCCUGAAGUUAGUGUAGGAGCUUCAAGGAAUGGAGAAGCAUAUAUACAAAUGCACAGAUGCACUUGCUUGUACAAUGAAGUGUAUGCAGUGUUGUGUUUAGUGUGGAUUUAUGCAAUACACAGUGUGUGGUAGUAAAGCCAUUCAGAGCCCAAUCUUGAUGCACACUGUAUUUCCAAGAGAAUUUGUACCUCUUGCUGUUGUGAUUGACACAAAAUAGUCUGAUAUUAAGUGCUCUUUUAUUUUUGUUUUGAAGUCAUACUAGAAAAAAUGCCAAGAGCAAAUGUCAAGGAAAAAACUUGAACAAGGAAGAAAUAAUGUCUGUAUUUAGGAGUGCUUGUACUGGAUGUAUGAUAAAGUCCUAAGUAUCAGAAUAUAAUGGCUCCCAAGGCUUAUAUUGAAUUACAGCGUCUCUCCCUUCUUUACUAUCACUGUUAAUUAACACAGAAUGGAAUGAGCACAUAUACAGAUUACUUCCAGUAGGGCAGCACAGGUGUGCUUACAAAGCAGUUUGCAGACGUGCGCUCCUGACUUCUUGGAUUGCUUGCAUGGUGUUCAUUAAAUAGAAAUGAGCAUUGUUACGUACCACAUGGAAUAGGAAACAUUUCCUUUCUAUUAAAAUAAAUGAGGUCUUGACUCUGUUUGA
Molecule: messenger RNA, 1738 nt
Organism: Harpia harpyja (harpy eagle)
Lineage: Eukaryota; Metazoa; Chordata; Aves; Accipitriformes; Accipitridae
Gene: DUSP3
Product: dual specificity phosphatase 3
Exons: 3
Coding region: 91-645 (184 amino acids)
Biological process (GO): negative regulation of MAPK cascade; protein dephosphorylation
Cellular component (GO): cytoplasm
Molecular function (GO): MAP kinase phosphatase activity; protein tyrosine/serine/threonine phosphatase activity
Source: RefSeq, a predicted model, not a curated record